AUGAUAUCUGCUAAUUUAAACGAAUCACUUCAAGUAAUGCUGAAAACCAAUGCUGAAUUUCUUGUUCAAAGAGGAAAAGGUAUAUUAGCUGCUGAUGAAAGUCCAUCAUCAAUUGUAAAACGAUUUAAUUCAAUUGAUGUUGAGAAUACUGCUGAACAACGUCGUAUUUAUCGGCAAUUACUUUUUACAACACCUGAUAUUCAACGAUAUAUUAGUGGAAUUAUUAUGCACGAAGAAACAUUUAAUCAAAGUAAUGAUAGUUCUAUUUCAUUUCCAAUGAUGCUUACUCAAAUUGAUAUUCUACCGGGUAUUAAACUCGAUCGAGGUCUAGAAUCAUUAACAAUAAAUACAAAUGAAACAACAACAUUAGGUUUUGAUGAUUUAGAAAAACGAUGUGAAGAUUUUUUUAAUCGUGGUGCACGAUUUGCUAAAUGGCGUUGUGUAUUUCGUAUUAAUAAAUUAAAAAAUCAACCAACAGAAGUAGCUAUUUUAAAUAAUGCUAUAGUUUUAGCUCGAUAUGCAUCGAUUUGUCAAGCUAAAGUACCUAUUGUUGAGCCUGAAGUUAUACCUGAUGGUGAUCAUAAUAUAAAUGUUUGUCAAUAUGUAACAGAAAAAGUUCUUGCUGCUACAUUUAAAGCUUUGUCUGAUUAUGAUAUUUACUUAGAAGGUUGUUUACUCAAACCGAACAUGAUUACACCAGGACAAGAAACAAAAAAGAAAGUAAAAUCAACAGAUAUUGCACUUGCUACAAUAACAGCAUUGAGUCGAACAUGUCCACCAGCUUUAGCUGGCAUUGUUUUUCUUAGCGGUGGUCAAUCUGAAGAAGAUGCAACAAUUAAUUUGAAUGAACUUAAUAAAACAUUCUAUCAAUCAAAACGUCCUUGGCCAUUAACAUUUAGUUAUGGACGAGCAUUACAAGCAUCGGCUUUAAAGGCAUGGAGUGGAAAACGAGAAAAUGAAUUAAAUGCACAACAGAGUUUUCUUAAACGAACUAUGGCUAAUGCAGCUGCGUCAAAAGGUGAAUAUGAUGGAAAAAAUACAAAUAAUGAAGCUAAAAAAAAUCUUCAUGUAGCUGGACAUAAUUAUUAA
Messenger RNA from Rotaria sp. Silwood2, 1089 nucleotides. The record is from the annotation of a GenBank genome assembly. Lineage: Eukaryota; Metazoa; Rotifera; Eurotatoria; Philodinida; Philodinidae.